This is a messenger RNA of Aspergillus melleus, 1158 nucleotides long. RefSeq lists its product as uncharacterized. The coding region runs from base 1 to 1158 and encodes 385 amino acids. The record is from RefSeq and is a predicted model, not a curated record. The transcript has 3 exons. NCBI's taxonomy places the organism in Eukaryota, Fungi, Ascomycota, Eurotiomycetes, Eurotiales, Aspergillaceae. Gene Ontology annotation, molecular function: FMN binding; oxidoreductase activity.
AUGCGUUCCACAUUCUUUCUGCUGCCGCUGAUUCAGGCGGCUUUUGCCACUCGGCCUUUCCUCAACGAGCCCGAUACUGGUAUCGAGGCUGCCCUUGGCAACACCCCCGAGGGUGAACUACCCGACCUGGAGCAGAUCUGGGGUCUUCCCGACUUUGAGUGGGCCGCCAGACGGCACAUGAACGACUCUGCCUACACCUACUAUCGUAACGGUGCGGCUGGCGAGUGGUCCUACCGCAACAACCUGGAAGUGUACGGCCGAUUCCGCUUCAGACCCAGGUUCCUUGUCGAUGUGACCAAUGUCGAAUCUACCCUCCCUACCUCCAUCCUGGGCCACAACUUCUCUGCUCCCUUCUACAUCAGCCCUUGUGCGUCGGCCGGUCUUGCCCACCCCAAGGCCGAGGCCAACUUGGUGAAGGCUGCCUACAAGGAGAACAUCCUAUACAUUCCUUCGCACUACGCCACCCUUGGCUUCGACGAGAUCGCGGCAGCCAAACCCUCCAACGGCUCGCAGACCAUCUUCCAGCAACUCUACCUCAACUCCAACGAUACCCGGACCCAGGAGUUGUUCGACACCGCUAAGAAGCUCGGCUCCAAGGCCAUCGUCUUCACCGUGGACUCGGCCUCCACUGGAAACCGCCUCCGUGCUAACCGCUAUGGUGUUGGCUCCCAAAACACCGACUACACCUACAUCACCUGGGACUACUACAAGAAGAUCCAGAACUUCACCACCCUCCCCAUCGUUUUGAAGGGUCUACAGACUGUCGAUGACGUGCGUCUUGCCGUGAAGCACGGCGCUCCCGCCGUCAUUCUCUCCAAUCACGGCGGUCGUCAGAUCGACGGCUCCCCUUCGCCUCUCGAGGUUGCGCUCGAGAUCCACCAGGAAGACCCCGACCUCUUCAACCAGAUCGAUAUCUUCGCCGACGGCGGUGUUCGCUACGGUGUGGAUGCUCUUAAGCUUCUUGCUCUGGGCGUCAAGGCUAUCGGUGUCGGUCGUCCUUUCAUGUACGCCAACGCCUACGGUGAGGACGGCGUCCGCCGCGCCAUCCAGCUCCUCAAGAAGGAGAUUGCCAUUGACGCCGGAAACCUGGGUGUGGGUGACUUGAAGAAGAUCGAUGCUUCUUACGUCAAAUGGACGAACAACGGCUGGUACAGCUAA